This is a messenger RNA of Thalassophryne amazonica, 1706 nucleotides long. Its product is annotated as C-X-C chemokine receptor type 4-like. The record is from RefSeq and is a predicted model, not a curated record. NCBI's taxonomy places the organism in Eukaryota, Metazoa, Chordata, Actinopteri, Batrachoidiformes, Batrachoididae. The coding region runs from base 82 to 1212 and encodes 376 amino acids. The transcript is spliced from 2 exons. Gene Ontology annotation, cellular component: membrane. Gene Ontology annotation, biological process: immune response; brain development; chemotaxis. Gene Ontology annotation, molecular function: chemokine receptor activity.
UCACACACCGACUGAUCAGGCUUUAGAUACUCACACACGCACAGAUCACACACAUCACAAAAAACAACAUUUGCAACCAGCAUGGAGUAUGGCAGCGUCAUCGUUUUUGGCAACAUUUCUGACAAUAACUCGGAUGAGUCUGGAGACUUUGAGCUGUACAUCCAGGAGCCCUGUGGCAGAGCGCUCAGCACCGACUUCAACAAGAUCUUCCUACCCACAGUGUUUGGAGUAAUCUUUCUUUUGGGGAGCAUUGGUAACGGAUUAGUCAUCGCUGUCAUGGGCUACCAAAAAAAGAUGAAAACGAUGACCGACAAGUACCGGCUCCAUCUCUCCGUGGCAGACCUCCUGUUUGUCCUCACGCUGCCGUUUUGGGCCGUGGACGCAGCCAGCAGCUGGUACUUUGGAAGUUUCCUCUGCGUGUUUGUGCACAUGAUCUACACGGUCAACCUGUACAGCAGUGUGUUGAUCCUGGCCUUCAUCAGCUUGGACAGGUACCUGGCAGUCGUGCGGGCUACCAACAGCCAGGAUACAAGGAAGCUGCUGGCAGACCGAGUGAUCUACGUGGGCGUGUGGCUGCCAGCCGCCGUCCUCACUGUGCCCGACCUGGUGUUUGCCAGGGUUCAAGACAAGAGUACGUCCAACUUCCUCUUGACACUGGACGACAGCUUGGAGACUGCGGAUUCCAGGAUCGUCUGUCAGCGCAUCUACCCGGAGGCGGCUGGCAUCAUAUGGACGGCUAUUUUCCGUUUCCAGCACAUCCUGGUGGGUUUCGUCCUGCCUGGCCUCGUUAUCCUCAUCUGCUACUGCAUUAUCAUCUCCAAGCUGUCGCAGAACUCCAAAGGCCAGGCGCUGAAGAAGAAAGCACUGAGGACCACGGUCAUCCUCAUCCUGUGCUUCUUCAUCUGUUGGCUGCCGUACUGCGUGGGCAUCUUUGUGGACACCCUCAUCAUGCUGGACGCCGUCCCUUCGAGUUGUCAGCUGGAGCAAGCGGUGGAGAAGUGGAUCUCUAUCACAGAGGCGUUGGCCUAUUUCCACUGCUGUCUGAACCCCAUCCUCUACGCCUUCCUGGGAGUCAAGUUCAAGAAAUCCGCCAGGAGCGCGCUGACCAUCAGCAGCAGGUCGAGUCAGAAAGUGACGCUGAUGACCAAAAAGCGAGGGCCCAUUUCCUCCGUGUCCACUGAGUCUGAGUCUUCUAGUGUUUUGUCCAGUUAACAAAAAGCACAACCAGAGACAAUAAAAGUAAAGAAAUAAAAAUAAAAAAGAUAAGCUUUAAUACAGCUUUACUUUAAAGCUUUACUACAUUUUGUACAGAUGUAAAGAAAGGGAUUUUUUAUACAUUUUGCUUUAUCUGCCUUUUACUGUAAUUGAGUAUCUUGUGAGGGGUUUUUGUUGCUUUUUUAAAUUCCUGUCAAUUCAGACUGUGUUGGGCUGAGCCUGAUUUGGUUCUUUAUCUGUAAUUUUCUCUUUCGUCACCUUUGCUUGCUCUACUUCUCUUAGGGGCGGUCGCUACUUUUUGAAACCUGUAAAUAGUUUGUAGAAUUUUGUGUGUUUGCACUUAAGUUGCUGUGAUUAAAGCUGUUAUUUAUUGCUGUCGCUCACACUGGACCUUAUGUAGGAGAAAAGUGCAUGCUGCUUUUGUAUUUUUUUUUUUCAUUAUUAUAUUUUAUUUUUAAUUUUGGUUGCAGAAUAAAACUUUUAAAAUGGUU